CAACAUGUUGUCAUCUAUCAGGGGGCGUGGCAUCACCACAGUAUAAAUGCUGGCGAGGUCAUCACCUGCCACCAGAUCUAAAGAAGCAACUCAGGGGAACAGAGAGAUGCUUUGGCUUCCUGAAGGCUGAUGUCAGGUUCAUGAAGAGGAGCACAGAGGAACAUCCGAUCUCAUAAAUGAUGGACACAGAACAAGAGACCUCAGGCCUUUUGAAAUUUCUCUCCAAAGUCGGACUGGAGAAAUUUUAUCCCAACAAGCUGACUCUUCGGUCCCUCUUGGAGAUCAACAAAAACAGCAUUUCUGAUGAAACUGUUCAAUCAGUGGAGGAAAUACCAUGGUGUUUUCUAAGAAAACUAUUUAAAAUCAAUCCUGAAUGCAGGAACUGUACACAAUUAUCAAACAAUGAUGAUGACGACAACGACGAGGACAACGACAACGACGAGGAGGAGGAUAACAAGGUUAACUCUCUCGACCUCGUAGUAGCACUCUUCCUUUGUGCUGACAGCUUCUUGCAACAGGAAAUUGCGCUCAAAAUGUCAAUGUGCCAGUUUUCUGUCCCACUGGUGUUGCCGCAUGGCAAUGGCAGUCAGAGUAGCCUGAUGCUGUGGGCUCUGAGGGACAUCGUCAAAGAGUGGUGUCCAAAUGCUUUGUCUGAAUCAAGAGGGUUUGUUGAAGACAACAUUAUCCAAGCAAAAGUACCACUCUAUUCCUUUGUGAGGCUGAAAAACUGUAGUCUAUCCAAGUCUCAGUGUUUGAAUCAUGUUCUCAGCUGUGGCCAGCAGAAUAACAACAUGUUCAUACACAGAGAUAUGGAAGGGGGAGCACUUAAAAGAAACAUUGCAAAUGGUUUGGUAGAGGUUUGUUGGUUCCUUCCCAGUGGCAAAGGAGAUGACAUAUUUCCUGAGCCAUUUGCCUUAGCCAAUCUGAGAGGAGACAUUUGUGAAUCAAACGCACAAUUCAAUUUUCUUUUUCAAGUGUCAACUGCUACCUUUGUAUUCCUGGACAAAGUUGAAGAAAGAGAGCACAAAAUUCUGACUUCUCUUCAAGACGUGAAAUCCAAACUGUUCCUUGUUGUCAAUCACAACAAGGUGACAACUAAAGAGGAUAAAAUGUCUGUCGAGACAAAACUGAAAGAAUUAGAUUUACCAAAGACCAGUGUGAAAACCAAAAAAUCUAAGGAAAAUGUUGCAGAGUUUUCAAAGAAACUUUGUGCAACCAUCACGACAUCCCUGAAAGAUGUAAAAACCACAACAAGCAUUGUAAAAAUGCUUGACGUGGCUGUUGAACGUGGUCUGUCUGUGGACGAAAGAAAAGCUGAAGAACAAAAGAAGGCAGCUGAGGAGAUCAUGGACGGCAUUGGGGCGCAGACUAUACCACAGUACAAGAAAGAACAACUUCCUUUGCAAGGAGAGAACUGGAAAAGGUUAGCACAGUUAGAGAAGGAGGAAUGUAGGAUGACACAAGCUGGUGUUUCAGGCCUUGAAGAAUAUAAAUCUAAGCUACAGGAAGAAAAAAUUAAAAUUUGGAAGGAGCAAAGCAAACAAGAAAUGUCCAAAGGAAUGAAGCUUUUCAUUCAAACCUUAUCCACAAGUGACAAAGAGAAAAGAGAUUUUUUCCUUAAGUGGAUGAAAUUCCAGUUUAAUACACAUUCUCGGGACAAACUGACUACGCUGCGUAACGACUUCAAAGAGCAGUGCAAGGAGAAAAAUACUAAACUUAUUACAGAGUUAGGUCAAGCUUUGAUGGAGAGCUCUUUAGGAUUAGAGCAUUACAUGAGAGAGAUGGGACUGAUCUAUGAGGUUUCCUUGCAGUCACCAGGCCUUACUGAAAUAUCUCGUCUCCCUGGUGUGGCAGCUGAAAUGCUGCUGGAUGGAUAUCCUUUAGAGCUCUUGGAUGGAGAUGCUUCCAACAUCCCAGAGAGAUGGGUGAAAGAUGUGCUAAUGGAGCUUCACAGGAAGGUUGGAGAGAAGAGCAGACUGUUGGUACUGACGGUGUUGGGUGUUCAAAGUACCGGGAAGUCAACACUCCUCAACACCAUGUUUGGUGUACAGUUUCCUGUCAGCAGUGGCAGAUGCACAAGAGGAGUAUUCAUGCUCGUCCUCAAAGUUGGAGAGGAUAUACAAAGUAAACUCAAUUUUGACUUUAUACUUCUCAUUGACACAGAGGGUCUAAAAUCUCCUGAUCUGGCACAACUAGAGGACAGUUUUGAGCAUGACAACCAGCUGGCAACCUUUGUCAUUGGCUUAAGUGACAUUACCAUCAUCAACAUUGCAAUGGAGAACUCAACAGAAAUGAAAGAUGUCCUGCAAAUCGCAGCUCAUGCAUUUUUGAGAAUGACGAUAAUUGGAAAAAAGCCAGUUUGUCAUUUUGUGCACCAGAAUGUUGCUGGAGUCUCAGCUCAUACCAAGAAUAGGAAAGAAAGACAACAUCUCUUGGACCAACUCAAUGAUAUGACUAAAAUUGCUGCCCAAAUGGAAAAGCAGUCAACCAUCAAGGCAUUCACAGAUGUGUUGGACUAUGACAUAGAAAAAAACAACUGGAACAUCCCAGGACUCUGGCACGGGACCCCACCAAUGGCACCAGUGAACACAGGUUACAGCAAAGCUGUAGCAGAUUUAAAGCAAGGUCUUCUGGAGACAGUGAAAAGAGACGGAAGCAAUCAUGUUUCACAGAUCCCAGACUUUCUGGAACGGAUGAAAAGUCUCUGGAAAGCAGUCAAAUACGAGAACUUCAUCUUCAGUUACAGAAACACUCUUGUGGCUCAUGCGUACAACAACCUUUGCAAAGAGUUCAGUCAAUGGGAAUGGGAGUUCAGAAAAGAGAUUCUCUCCUGGCAGGCAGAAGCAGAGACAGAAAUCUUAAAUGCUGACAAUGAAUCUCAGGUGGAUACUUGGAGGAGACUGGUUGAAUCAAAAAAACAUGAAGUGUCCAACAGAAUAACACUUGAACAAACUAAAAUGAAAGAUAAACUCAGCAACUACUACAAAGAAAAGAAAGACAAACAUGUGAAGCUGAUAGAGAAACACAAAAUGGAAUUUUUCAACAGUAUCAACAGCCUUGGAAAAGAAAUCAAUCAUUCUGUGUGUAAUAAGUUGGACUGCACCCUUGAACUAAAAAUUAGUUCAAAAAAGGCUCAGGACAUACAGGGGAAAUGCACAGCCGUGAUUGAAGAGCAGGUCAUGAAACUUCUGAGUGACUUCAAAGAAAACUCCACACUGUCUGAUGCACAGCUGAAACAUGAGUUUGACAAGAUGUGGGCUAAAGCCACUGAAGAUGUGCCUGGUCUGACAGAAGACGACAUACCUGCAAGCAUUCUUAACCAACUGAGAAAACAUUUCUCAAAUUCAAAUUCAAAUCAGGAAUUGCUAAAUAUUGACAUACCAAAGGAAAUUGGGGAAAAAAAAAAAAUAUUUAAGACCAGCAGUGACCAUGUCAACUCCCCUGUAGAUAAGGAUUUACAGAGCUACGCCAACCGCGUCAUUGAGACUUCCACAAAGUUUGUUCUUGAUAAAACAAAGACAAAUAAGGAUUACCAUGAAUCUUUCACAAGGGAUCUUCUGGAGAAAAUAGAUGAAUCCCUUAAAAACUGCAAGCACUGUGAAACAAAUACACAGUUUGAGAUUGACCUGAAACUUCACAUUUGUGGCAUUGCCUCGAGGGAAUUCCUAAAAAUGCACCAAAAAUUCAUCAAAGCAAUGGAUCCUCGAAUUCAGCUGGAGAAGUUCAAGGAUGGGUACUCGUCAGAUUUUAUUGGUUUAUACAAACGGAAAGCCCUUGAACUAAAAAUGCGUUCAGAAAAGGCUCAGGAAAUACAGGGGAAAUUCAGCGGCGUGAUUGAAGAGAAGGUCAGGAAACUUCUGAGUGGCUGCAAAGAAAACUCUGAUGCACAGCUGAAAGAUGAGUUUGAAGAGAUGUGGGCUGAAGCCACUAAAGAUGUGCCUGGUGUGAUAGAACAAAAGGAUCCUAAAAUCAAGGAUCAGUACUCGUCAGACUUUAUUGCUUUAUACAGACAGAUAGAUGAUGAUUGCAAACGCAAAGCAACUCAUUUUGUCAGACUCUGUAUCAAACCUGCAGCUGAAGAGUACAUCAGUAAAUAUCUGGGAAUAGAGAUUUUGGAUGAGAUUAUGAACAGCCAUCCAGAGUACAGUUCCCGCUCCUUUUUCCAGUACAACAUUCAGAAAGAGUUGCUGGAAAAGGCCGACUUUGAGAGUUUUGUCAAGUACAUUCAGAAUUAUGAAAUAUAUGUGAAGGAUUGGAUAUUUCAGCAUAUCCGGCAAAACAUGUCAGAAGACAAAACUUUGUGCAAACUGAAAAAUAAGAAACUGCAAAUCAUCACUGACAAAAUAACAGAAGCUAUAAAAAAGGCCACAAAAGGAAAGGAUGGCAAUCAGCUGCCAGAUAAGACGGAAAGCAUCACAGAGCUCAUCAACAACAUGCGCAAAUGUUUGAUCAAAGACAUCUCAAUUUCAGAGUCGUCUGAAAAAAGCACCUUGUUUCGUAUCCAGUGCACAUGCCAUCCGUUUAUAAACAGCCUCAAUAAAUCAUUGAGUGAACUGAAGAAACAGCUGCAGGAGGAAUUCUCAAACUCUGAAGACAUCACUGAGACUCUGAGCAAACUUCCAAUCAAACCACAAGAGGAGCUUUUCAAGCGGGUGUUUGGCUGUGGACAACAAUGUCCAUUUUGUAAAGUUCCUUGUGAGGCUGAAGGCAAAGACCACAAGCAACAUCAUGCAGCUAUUCAUCGGCCAAAAGGUCUUGGUGAAUACAGGUAUGACGCCACCAAGAAGCUGAUUGAAACACUGUGUACAACGGAUGUGCAAAGUGAACGUAGAUUCAGCAACUCAGACACUAAAGGGAAGUGGCAUCCUUACAAGGACUACACCAAAUAUUACCCAGACUGGCUCAUUCCUCCUGACCCCACCAUACAGGCAUCUGACUACUGGAAGUAUAUCCUGGUUCAGUACAACGACAAAUUUGCUCAAGAAUUUAAUGCCAAGCCAGCUGAUGUUCCAAAGGCCUGGAGGAACAUCACAAAGAAACAAGCUCUGAAAGGAUUGAAAGAUGCCUUCAACAUAGAGUGAACAAUGGACAGUCCCGACAAAUGUCUCUGAAACAAAACAACGUCUAAACAUGGAAGAGCUUUUCUUAUACAAAUGUACAGGGACGACCAAAAGGAAAUGGGGACUGAACACGUUAAGGCAUUCAGCAAAAACAAUCAAUCAAAUGAAACACAGAUCAAUACUGUUUAAAAGUGAUCAACUUGGCUGCACCACUCUCUUUGAAAAGUAAAGUCUUCAGCCUAAUUUUCAUGUAAAACAAGUCAGAUAUUUUAGAAUCCAUGACAGACUACAAUGUUUUAUUGUAUUAUAUUAUAUGUAUGUUGUUUUGUUAAUUUAACCGACUUUGUGGUUCAAACUCAAACAACCAGCUGACAGUGAAUGCUGUGGCGUCCUUUGGUCUGAUGAACAUGGUGAAUGACAAACGAUGAGUUGAACAAAGUGCAGAGGAGUUGAAAAGCUGGAAACAGUCAGGUUAGACUUCAAUAUUUUAUAUACUUCUACUUUUCUUUAUGUUUUGAAGAUUACAAAUGUUUUCUUGUAUCAAUCGGCCCUCAUGUACAAUGACUGGUGUGAGCACGAUAAUGAUGUUGAAAAAGAUUAAGAAAAUGAUGAUGUACUACAAAGAUCAUUUUAAAAAAAGAGAUCAUGUGUGUUUUUUACCUUUAUUUGGUUUCUGAUCUUCAGAAAUGUUUUCUCUUUUCAAGAUGCUGUGUGCUGAUGUGUAUGAUGACUUGUGUGCACACUUAUGACGACUCUGUUUUUAUUUUUAUUUGUUCAUAUUUGUAUAUGGCUUUGUGCACUGUAACCGAAGUGCACAAUAAUGACGAUGUCAAUGAUAAUUAGCAUUUACUACAAAGACCAUGUGGGAAAAAAAGCGAUGUUUUGUAAUGGAUAUAUCAGCAUGAGUUGUUCAUUGCUUUCUAAAAACGUUCUAAAAACAUGUUUUGCAAAGAAAAACAAAAUGUAUUGUUUAAUUUGAUAACAGUCAGUGAGGAACAAAUAAUGAUACAACUGACUUUUGGUGAUGACUUGCUUUGUUUUUUACUUAUAUUUUUUUUAUUGUUUUUAUUUUUAAAUAAUGAUAUGUUUAACAAAUUAACAACUAUUGACUUGUGUGUACCAAAUGAUGAUGUAGUACAAAGACCAUGUGAUGAGAUUGUGUUUUACUUUUAUUAUUACUUACUCCACUAUUUGCAUUUGUAUAUUUUCAUUUCUCAACAGUUUUUUGCAAAAUGUAAACUUUGAUGUUUGCUUGGAGAGUACAUAAGCCAGCAUUAGUUGGAAUGUAUGCAUGUUAACACUGUGUCAUCCUUUCACACGUUGUUAAUGAUUAACGAUUAUGAUUUUCAUCCUUUCAGACAGAUGAUGAUGUGUUGAACACGUAUCAAAGAAGUUAAACGUGUUCUUAUUGUUUUAUUUUUCAUUUUUGAUGACGGCUGUGUCCACAAUGACUUGUGCUAAAGAUAAAGAUGCUGAUGUUGUUGAUGAUGAUGUUGAAGCACAAAGGCCAUGAUAAUAUUUCAUCACUAUUUUUACUGUUUUCCUUCUAAUAGGUACAUGCAACAUGUUUAUCUUCUGAUAUGUAUUUGAUAACAGUCAGUGAAGAAUUUAAGAAAUGUAUAUGUUGAUGUAACUGACUUUGUUGUUCAUGACUAAAUGGUCUAAACAAGCCAACAGCAGAGAAAUAGUGAGAAGUUGAAAAAGUUGAAAGCUAUGUCAUAUUUGUUAACAUUUUCUGUAGUUUUUUGUUCGAUUUUUGUUGAUUGUAAAUGUUUAUUUCUUUUUCCUUUUUUUCAAGUAAACAAAAAGUUAUGUGCAUGUUAUAAUGAAUAUUGAUACUGAUGAUUUAUGUUCAAAGAUCAUGUGAAAAAAAUGUUUUGAAAUAAACUUUUAAAAAUGCUUUAA
Molecule: messenger RNA, 6965 nt
Organism: Sebastes umbrosus (honeycomb rockfish)
Lineage: Eukaryota; Metazoa; Chordata; Actinopteri; Perciformes; Sebastidae
Product: up-regulator of cell proliferation-like
Exons: 3
Coding region: 177-5081 (1634 amino acids)
Molecular function (GO): GTP binding
Source: RefSeq, a predicted model, not a curated record